UGUCCGUACGCUCGGUGGAAAUGUCUGGUCGCGCAACCGAAAACCAGAUGUGUACGAAGUUAUUGCGUUCAAUUUUUAUAACAAAAAAAAAAAGUGCAGAGGAAUCUAGUCGAGUGGAUGUGCACUCGUCCCCCUAAAGAUAGUGCAGUUUCAAAUAUUGCGAACUUUCCGUUACCGACGAUAUCGUGCGUCCGUCUUAUUGCGGCCAAGUAUUUCAUUUUUUUGCCACGGGUGUACGAAUGGCUACCUAGUUUGUUUACGUGAUUUCGGUUUCCCGUUCUUUCGCCUGGUUCGCGUUCUCGCGUUCGCCUUACGUCGUAUAACCGACACGCAGUACGCGACGGUGUUGCUUCUACGUGUUUUUUUGAACAUAGAAAGGAGACGCGGUAAAAGCUCGGGGAAGCACGUGGACCAUGCCAGGGCAAGAAGCGAAGUGGUGACCUAAAACUCAUCCCCGGCCCUGACCCUCGAUGCUUACGCUACGGCUGGUGUCGACUCACUUCUUGAAGCAGCCAUAGGCAGUGCCCUUCGCCUCAGAGAAAGGGCCCGCUAUGCAAUGUGCCGUGAUAGGGAUAUGAACCCAAAACUAAUCGAGUCAAACGUUCCCAUUUUAACGUCGUAUCGGUUGCCGGCGUCGGCUUAAAAGUUUAAAACUAUUUGAGAGAGGUUCCGCGCGGACUACGUCGUCGACGAAGAAACACUUCUUCGCCGACGUAUUCUCAAAUCGAGAAUUUCGUGCUCAAGCAACCCCGUCAUCCUGGUCCACGUGAACCAUUUACCUCCUCCCCCUCCCUCCCCCACAGACAUCGUUCCUUACCCUACUACGUUCGUACAAUCUCUGUCCGUUCUCUUCAUCUAUCGAUCCCCCCCCCCAGCUCCCUGUGAUCGAGACUUCGUAGCUCGAUAAGUGAUCGGUGACGUAUGAAAGGAAGAGACGACUCAUCGCGAGGACAGCCAACCCGAAUCGACGAUAACCAGCCAAGAGAAACUUGCGGAAGGUGUAGCGCGAGGAUAAGCUGCCAGGCUGAACUCCGUUUAUUUCAAUCUGUGGAGGGUCGCGAGGGAGUGCAUUUACGAGCCGACCGGGCGUGAAAGUAGAAGCUCGUUUGUCCGUUCUGUGGUCCGUUUAAUGGGGGUAGAGAAAAACUCUGGUGUUUGUCGGUUUGAUCAGUGCGGCAGCGGGUCGCGGUGUAGGCAAAGUGGGAUGAGACGCCCUCAGCAAGAUCAUCAUCAUCAGCAUCACCACAACAACCACCACCACAACCACCAUCACCAUCACCACCAUGGAUCUUCGACGAGCCCUACACGCUCUAGACAAGCACUCGACAAGGACGAGUCCCGUUUGGCGAAAGUGAAACGCGUACUGGCAAUAUCGUUGCUGGGCCGUAACGGCGGAUCCACGAGGAUAUUCGGCGCGCGGCUGGACCUGGUGGAGUCGUACCUAGACACGGGCGUACCGUUCGUGGUGCAUCGACUGUGCAGUUACAUCGAGGCCCAUGGAUUCCAAAGUGCCGCCGUGUUCCGUCUGUCCGGAGGUAGCCCGAGAUUGGCCGAGAGGCUGAGGGCAGCCUUCGAGAGAAGAGGCGAUGCCGAUUUGGAAGCGGCUGCGUGUCCACCGACCGCGGCUACGCUUCUACGCCAAUAUCUCAAGGAACUGCCGCAACCUGUCGUCCCGUCGACGCUCGUUGCCAGGCUGCUGACCAUUCAUGCUCAGAAUUAUGGGGACGAUCGCGAUCGUUGGAUCGGUUUGACGAAAGAGCUUCUGUCCAGCCUACCGUCCUCUCACUAUCGCUUGCUCGGCUACCUGGCGAUCUACCUGAGCAAGUACGAAGCCAGGCAUGGACGAGGCGCCGGCGUAUGCGGCGUGUUCGCACCCGUGAUCCUACCUCACGUUCCACCUGCCACCACGCUCCUGAGGGACAUCCUUGCUGAGGCUUCCGAACUCUUUCCCGACUGCAUCCGUGAUAACAACGCGGUGAACGGCGUGAUCCCUGCCAGUGACUGUAAGAUCUGCAAGGACGCGAAGGACGAACCAAAGGAUUCCGAAAGCGGCGGCGCGUCCCUGCUUUGCGCGCUGAAACCGCGUAAGCGCAAAGAACGUCGCGAAUCCUGUUGCCAGGAACGGAAACUGAUCAGGAGCAGCAGCGAGGAGCGUGUACUCGAAAGUCCUACGAAAGCGGCUGAUACGAUCAGACGCGUCAGCAGUCACGAGGAUUUCAAUAGCGAGGAACAUAUGCAUAUACUGUCUCAACUCGGUCAGGACAACAUGGGUCAUGGUGUGAGAUGCGGAGGUCUUCCUCUGCACGAAAGGACGAAUGUUUCGCCCAUAUCGAAGAAAGCGCCGUCGUUCCCGUCGCCGUGCGAGACGGCUCUCGAAACUGAAAAAUUCGAGCGCGACGCCGAGAAAUUGCGAAGCAGCGAACGUUUCAGCAGGAGCAUCACCCCGAAGGGCAGAAAGCAGGCCAGAAGAAGAAAAGUGCACAAGAUCGCAGACGCGGUGAGUUCUACCAAGGAAAAUGACGACGGACCUGGUAACAUUUAUAACGUAUCGUCGAGCCCCAACAGCCGCAAUGGGUCACCGGCCCAAAGCUUUUUAGAAAUGUUGAGCAGCGGUCCGAGCCGAUCGCCAUCGCCAGCUCGACCGCCGACGGUCGACCACGAAGAUCUAAACAAUCCCAGUUUGACGAAUUGGACUUUCCAACGGCACGAAAAUGGAGAAGAUGCAGACGCGCGUGUCGAGGCCAUGCUAUCGCCAAGAAAUUCUCUGUUGCUGCCUAGACGGUUUUAUUCCGAGAACGAAGUGCAGCCCAGCACUCCGACGAUCGCGGAACUUGGCUUGAAAAAUCUGACAAAGCAUAUAAAUAGUUUGAAGAAAAAGAUUAAGAAGUACGAGGACGAGUUCGAGGAAAAUUUUGGUUAUCGCCCGAGUCAUUCCGAUAAAAUGAGCAACAGGGAUAUAAAACGAUUGUGUUCGGAGUUGAAUAAAUUGCGAAAGGAGCAUAAGCUUCUGAAGGAGGAUCCGGUCAGCGCGUUAUUGGCCAACGCGAAUAAUAGAAUAAGAUCGGACAGCGGUAGCUCGACCAAUAACAAUAAUAGCCCGGAGAAAUCCAGAGCCACGUCGAUGGAAGAAAUGGUGAAGGAUAUAGAGAAGAAGCUCAGCGAGAAGAGAUUGAAAUGCAACAGACCCGACAAUAUGGAAGAGCUCACGUACGAGCAACUGAUAGACGAGAAAACUGCCGUGCAGAAAGCUUUGCUUCAUAUUGAAAAUAUUUUCGGAAGACCCGUCUCCAAAGAAGAUAGGACCGUUGUGCGUCCUUUAUAUGAUAGAUAUAGAACAUUGAAAAGGUUACUUAUUAGAGCAGGCGUGAGCAAGAAUAAAGAUAGCAUUUCGGAAUUAGCCACUAUCUUGGAGCACGAAGCAAUGGAUUUCACGUCGUCGAAUGUGCCUGGCAAUCAGUCUGACGCGGAAAGAAGAGCCAGCGAACCGGAUAUGUCGCAUAGAGGUAUUUUGGAUUGUAUAGAUUCGUUAGACCAAUUACCAACCGACAGCGACAGCCAGCACAGCAGCAGCGAAGGAAGUCGCAGUAACAAUGAAAGUCUCCAUGCGCUUCCACCGGACGAAUUAUUGGUUCAGCAGAAAUUGACCAGAGAAGAGAAAAAGCGCCUUCGUCGAGCUUUGAAAGAGUUAGAAGCGCAAUUCGAAGCUCGGGCCGGUCGCAGGAUGCAGAGAGAGGAUCGUGGCCCCCAAGUCAUCACUGUCUACGAAUCGUAUAAACAGGCCAAAGCAAAACUUAGACUGAUCGAUGCUCUUGUAGCUAAAAAUGCUUGACGCAGUAUCUAAUUGGCGCCUUGGAAAGUUACACGCGCGGCAACGACAAAACCCCAGAGCAUCAUGAAAACGUAAAAUGUGCACAGUAGUCGCUAUACAAUCGACAGAUCGCAUUACAUUCGUACAGUUUGUUGAAUAAUUCUGUUGUGUAAUAGGAACGGCAAGCAAAAGAAUUAGAAGAA
Colletes gigas is the source of this 4011-nucleotide messenger RNA. RefSeq names its product protein FAM13A. The record is from RefSeq and is a predicted model, not a curated record. Gene Ontology annotation, biological process: signal transduction. NCBI's taxonomy places the organism in Eukaryota, Metazoa, Arthropoda, Insecta, Hymenoptera, Colletidae. The transcript is spliced from 11 exons. The coding region runs from base 1130 to 3829 and encodes 899 amino acids.